This is a messenger RNA of Equus quagga, 684 nucleotides long. RefSeq names its product lipocalin 6 (gene LCN6). Bases 1 to 684 code for a protein of 227 amino acids. Lineage: Eukaryota; Metazoa; Chordata; Mammalia; Perissodactyla; Equidae. Gene Ontology annotation, molecular function: small molecule binding. The record is from RefSeq and is a predicted model, not a curated record. The transcript has 6 exons.
AUGAGAGGUGUGCACCUGGCCGCUCUCCUGGCUCUGCUCUCAGUGCCCCAGGCCCAGGCACUGUGGCUGGGGAGGCUCAACCCUAACCAGCUCCUGGGGUCCUGGUACGUGCUUGCCAAGGCCUCCGGGGAAAAGGACUUUGCGGUGGAGAAGGCCACGAAGAACAUUGAGGGGGUCGUGGUGACCCUCACUCCAGAAAACAACCUGAAAAUGCUGUCCUCCCGGCACAGGCUGGAGAGAUGUGACUUGAACGUGGUGGAGCUGCUGAGACAAGCCUCUGGCUGGGUGUUUGAGAAUCCCGCGCUGGGCGUGGUGGAGUUCCGGGUGCUGAGCACCAACUUCAGGGACUACGCCGUCGUCUUCACCCAGCUGGAGUUCGCCGAUGAGGCCUUCAGCACCGUGGAGCUCUACAGUCGGUCGGAGCUGGCCAGCCAGGAGGCUGUGCACCUCUUCGCCAAGUGGAGCAAGGGCCUGGGCUUCCUGUCACAGCAGCAGGCCCAGCUGCAGAGGGACCUCACCUGUGCGCACAAGGCCUUCCAGGUAAGCUUCCUCCCGAUGGCGGCCCCGGGACCCCUGCAGGGCAGCCCUUCCCAGUGGCAGUGCUCCACUGCCGGGAAGGAUCGGGGGCGGGGUGCAUCUAUGGGCGAGUCCGGGUCCCCCAAUGCUUUUUUUGGUUUUCAGUGA